AUGGCGGCUAAUGGGCUAAUGGCGACAUCGAAUGCGUUUCUUAAUCGCCUUGAAAAUCCCCACUUAUCGUUUUCUUCUAGAACGAGUCAAGUCGCUCUACUCGGUGUCAAAGGCCGUGUUAGUUUCAGUGGCAAAGGGCAACGGUGUUUUCCGGUGGUUUUGUCGAUGAAGACUACGGAGAUUUCAGAGGAAUCCGGAAAGCCCGUUGCGCCUGGUAAAGGCAUAUCAAUCAUGGUAAAUGGAUGCAGUGGCAAAAUGGGGAAAGCUGUGAUCAAAGCGGCGGAUUCUGCAGGAGUGAAUAUUGUUCCUACAUCGUUUGGAUCGGCCGAAGAAGCUGGCCAGAGAGUUGAGGUCUGUGGGAAGGAGAUUCUUGUGCAUGGUCCUACUGAAAGAGAGAAGGUUCUGUCUUCAGUGUUUGAGAAGUAUCCGGAACUGAUUGUCGUCGACUACACAAUUCCUUCUGCAGUAAAUGAUAAUGCCGAGCUGUAUGGUAAAGUAGGAGUUCCGUUCGUCAUGGGAACAACUGGAGGAGACAGGACAAGAUUGUAUAAAACUGUCGAAGAAUCAAAGAUUUAUGCUGUCAUUUCCCCACAGAUGGGUAAACAGGUUGUUGCGUUUCUUGCAGCCAUGGAGAUCAUGUCUGAGCAGUUUCCCGGUGCCUUUACUGGUUAUUCCUUGGAGGUGAUGGAAUCUCAUCAAGCAAGCAAACUGGAUGCAUCUGGUACUGCAAAAGCUGUUAUUUCUUGCUUCCAGAAAUUGGGCGUGUCUUAUGACAUGGACCAGAUACAAUUGAUUCGAGAUCCUAAGGAGCAGAUCGAGAAAGUGGGUGUUCCGGAGGAGCAUAUCUCGGGUCAUGCUUUCCAUCGUUAUCACUUGAGAUCACCAGAUGAAACUGUGUCUUUUGAGUUCCAGCACAAUGUUUGUGGAAGAUCAAUAUACGCUGAGGGUACUGUCGAUGCCGUGCUUUUCCUUGCCAAAAAGAUCCGGUCGAAAGCAGAGAAGCGGAUCUAUAACAUGAUUGAUGUCUUGAGAGAAGGAAAUAUGCGAUGA
Messenger RNA from Arabis nemorensis, 1050 nucleotides. NCBI's taxonomy places the organism in Eukaryota, Viridiplantae, Streptophyta, Magnoliopsida, Brassicales, Brassicaceae. The record is from the annotation of a GenBank genome assembly.